AACUUAAAGACGUAGAAAACGCACGAAGAAGAAGUCGGUGCAUCCCUGCAGCGUGUUUGUUGUUCUCUAUAUUUGCAUUUAUGAAGUUAUAAAUGACGAUCUGUAAACAUCGAAAGUGACAGAAGAAGAAGAGGAGCGUCUGAAUCACGUGUUGCAAACAUGAAGCUCAACAUCGAGGGACUGUUGGUGUACUUCCCCUACGACUACAUCUACCCGGAGCAGUACUCCUACAUGCUCGAGCUGAAGAGGACUCUGGACGCCCGGGGUCAUGGAGUCCUGGAGAUGCCAUCAGGAACCGGGAAGACAAUCUCUCUGCUCUCUCUCAUUGUUGCCUACCAAAAGGCCUCACCUUUGGAAGUGACCAAGCUGAUAUACUGCUCCAGAACUGUUCCAGAAAUUGAGAAGGUUGUGGAGGAGCUGCGGAAGUUGAUGGAGUAUUAUUCUAAGCAGACUGGUGAGAGCAACAACUUCAUGGCUCUCGCCCUCUCCUCCAGAAAAAACCUCUGCAUCCACCCCGAGGUUAGCGCUCUGCGCUUCGGUAAGGAGGUUGAUGGGAAGUGCCACACACUCACGGCCUCGUACAUCCGCGCACAGCGCCACAGCGACCCCGACGUGCCUGUGUGUCGCUUCUAUGAGGAUUUCGAUGCAGUCGGCCGGCAGGUGCCUCUCCCCGCCGGCAUCUACAACUUGGACGACCUGAAGGACUUCGGCAGGAGGAAAGGCUGGUGUCCUUAUUAUCUGGCGCGCUACUCGCUCCUGCAUGCCAACAUCGUGGUGUACAGUUACCACUACCUGCUGGACCCAAAGAUCGCUGACCUGGUGUCCAAAGAACUGGCCAAGAAGUCUGUGGUGGUGUUUGAUGAGGCCCACAACAUAGACAAUGUGUGCAUCGACUCGAUGAGUGUGAACAUCACCAGACGAACACUCGACCGCUGCCAGGGCAACGUGGACACGCUUCACAACGCCAUCCAAAAGAUAAAGGAGACUGAUGCUGAAAAAUUGAAGAUGGAGUACAGGCGUCUAGUAGAGGGGCUGAAGGAAGCCAAUGUUGCCAGGGAAACGGACGUCUACCUCGCGAAUCCUGUGUUACCCGAUGAGAUUCUUAAAGAGGCGGUCCCUGGUACCAUUCGCACAGCAGAGCAUUUUGUUGGCUUCCUGAAACGUUUCCUGGAGUAUCUGAAGUCCCGUCUGAGAGUCCAUCAUGUUGUGCAGGAGAGCACCCCGCAGUUCCUCAAGGACAUAUUUGACAAAGUCUGCAUCGACCGCAAGCCUCUGAGGUUCUGUUCAGAACGGUUACAGUCGUUACUGAGAACUCUGGAAAUCGCAGACAUCGCAGACUUCUCCGCUGUCACCCUGAUCUCUAAUUUUGCCACCCUGGUCAGCACAUACAGCCAAGGAUUUACCAUAAUCAUUGAGCCCUUCGAGGACAGAACUCCAACCAUCGCAAACCCCGUGCUGCACUUCAGUUGUAUGGACCCCUCUAUUGCCAUCAAACCUGUUUUUCAAAGAUUCCAGUCAGUGAUCAUCACCUCAGGGACUCUCUCUCCACUGGACAUCUAUCCCCGAAUCCUUGACUUCCGCCCCGUUACCAUGGCGUCCUUCACCAUGACGCUGGCACGGACCUGCCUCUGUCCUCUAAUUGUUGGGAGGGGAAAUGAUCAAGUGGCCUUGAGCUCAAAGUUUGAGACCAGAGAAGACUUUGCUGUGAUUCGUAACUAUGGCAACCUACUCCUAGAGAUGUCUGCGAUAGUUCCCGACGGCAUCGUGGCGUUCUUCACCAGCUACGUGUACAUGGAGAACAUAGUGGCAUCUUGGUAUGAGCAGGGCAUCCUGGAGAACAUCCAGAGAAACAAGCUGAUCUUCAUCGAGACUCCGGACGCUGCAGAGACCAGCAUGGCCCUGGAGAAGUACCAGGAGGCAUGUGAGAACGGCAGAGGAGCCAUCCUCCUGUCUGUGGCCCGGGGGAAGGUCUCUGAAGGAAUAGACUUUGUGCACCAUUUUGGCCGAGCGGUCAUCAUGUUUGGAGUUCCGUAUGUUUACACCCAGAGUCGCAUCCUCAAGGCUCGUCUGGAGUACCUCCGCGAUCAGUUUCAGAUCAGAGAGAACGACUUUCUCACGUUUGACGCCAUGCGUCACGCCGCCCAGUGUGUGGGCAGAGUCAUCCGAGGCAAGACCGACUACGGCAUCAUGAUCUUUGCCGAUAAGCGUUACGCCCGUGCAGACAAGCGGGGGAAGCUGCCUCGCUGGAUUCAGGAACACAUCAACGACGGCAGUCUGAACCUCACCGUGGACGAGACGGUGCAGCUCUCCAAGCACUUUCUGCGACAGAUGGCGCAGCCUUUCAGACAAGAGGACCAGCUGGGCCUCUCGCUGUUGACUCUCGAGCAGCUGGAGUCAGAAGAGAUGCUAAAGAAAAUUAGUCAGAUCGCUCACCAGACCUGACAGAUUGUUCCUUUCGACGCAUAUCGUACACAAGACGAGCAAUAUUAAAGAACUUGUGGAUCAACAUGUUGCAUCUGUCAUACAGAGAAGACUAAUGUUUGUUUUGCCACUGUACAGUCACAUUUUAUACUGAACUUGAAUAAUCUGUUCAAAUAUAAAUGUUUGAGUUGGUGAGUUAACUUGUUUUUCAUUGUCUCUCAAUCCUGCCUAAAGCAAAUACAUGAAUAAAUAAAUAAUCUGACUAUAUGCUAUCCAAGCAGAGUUAAAGAAGCAGCCCUUAUAGAUAAAUAAACAUUCCCAGACUAACA
Molecule: messenger RNA, 2750 nt
Organism: Gasterosteus aculeatus aculeatus (three-spined stickleback)
Lineage: Eukaryota; Metazoa; Chordata; Actinopteri; Perciformes; Gasterosteidae
Gene: ercc2
Product: excision repair cross-complementation group 2
Biological process (GO): positive regulation of mitotic recombination; transcription by RNA polymerase II; nucleotide-excision repair
Cellular component (GO): nucleus
Molecular function (GO): hydrolase activity, acting on acid anhydrides, in phosphorus-containing anhydrides; damaged DNA binding; ATP binding
Source: RefSeq, a predicted model, not a curated record